CCAGGUUCUGCAACCUGCCUGCCGUCGCCGGUCCCCCUUCCGUGGCAUCGAGCUGCAAAGCCCCCUCCUAUAGUCAUGUCCUCCCUUCGUGGGUUGUCCCUGGUUGCUGCUUCUGGAACUGGGGUGAAUGCAUUUGUCCCCAGCCUGGGCAGAGGAGGAUUAGGAACUCCAUAGGCAUCCUUCAGUCUCGAGAGACUAUGGUAACAUGCUCUGAAUGGAGGAGUGUCCUCUCCAGAGCAUGAAGCCCGGCGUGUCUCUCAAGUCUGAGAUCAAGAAACUGAUCUACAUGCAGGUGUCACUGUGGCUGCUGGUGGUGGCCCAGAUGUGCGUAGCUCACUUCAAACUCCUGCCCCAUGACCAAGUGGCCAUGCCUUACCAAUGGGAAUACCCAUACUUGCUUAGUAUCGUCCCUUCGCUCUUUGGACUCCUCUCCUUCCCCCGAAACAACAUCAGCUACUUGGUGAUCUCCAUGAUCAGCACUGGCCUCUUCUCGAUAGCGCCGCUCAUCUAUGGCAGCAUGGAGAUGUUUCCAAUGGCACAGCAGCUCUACCGCCAUGGAAAGGCCUACCGUUUCAUCUUUGGCUUCUCCGCUGUGUCCGUCAUGUACCUGCUCAUUGUGAUCGCUGUGCAGGUUCAUGGCUGGCAGCUUUAUUACAGUAAGAAGCUCCUGGACUCCUGGUUCACCAGCACCCAAGAGAAAAAGAAGAAAUGAGACAAGUGGGGAGGGAGUUGCAUGUAGGAGGCACUGUCUUGGGGCUGGGGGGCG
Pogona vitticeps (central bearded dragon) is the source of this 766-nucleotide messenger RNA. The record is from RefSeq and is a predicted model, not a curated record. Lineage: Eukaryota; Metazoa; Chordata; Lepidosauria; Squamata; Agamidae.